UUGAGUUCCCUCAUACAAAGGGGAUUAGAGAAUGUGCCCCUGCUGCUCAUGCGGGAGAGUCGGUUUGUACAAACAAAACAAAAAAGUUUGGGCGAGUUUUGCCUGUCUUGUUCUGUAUCUAUUUAUGGAACCCGUGUGCAACGCCGUGGAAUACGCAAAAAAUGGAACUCUUUGUCCACUUACCUCCUCUUUGAGCGGCUACUGGGAAUAGUAGAGGAAAGAUCCACUGGCGAAGUGGCGGAACGGAACAAAGGCGUGUGCUUGUGGAGGCUGUUGACUAUUGUCAGGACCCCUGCGCGGGUGUCGCAGAGGGGAGAGUGAAUGCGAAACCAGGUGUGGGCUCACCUCCAGCCAUGACCUCGGGCAAUGGGAACAAUGCUCCCACUGUGACCGGCAGUACUCCUCAAAAUGGCGAGAAUAAACCACCACAGGCCAUUGUGAAGCCCCAGAUCCUAACGCACGUCAUUGAAGGAUUCGUUAUCCAGGAGGGAGCCGAGCCUUUCCCAGUGGAGAGAGCAUCACUGUUGAUCGAGAAUCUAAAGAAACAGAAACAGCAGCAACAGACCCAUUCAGACUCGGAUAAAGCGGCACACGAAAAUUCAGUAAAUACCGCAGAUUCUGAGAUGGAGGAUCUGUCACAACAAGAGUUAAAAAACCCGGACGAAGAGCCAACCCUUUCCUGUGAGCUGUGUGGCAAAGUAGACUUUGCUUAUAACUUCAAGCGGUCCAAGAGGUUUUGCUCAACUGUUUGUGCGAAGAGGUAUAAUGUUGGGUGUACAAAGCGAAUGGGUCUUUUCCCAAAUCGUCAUUCUACAAUGGAAAAACUGAAAAAGCAAAGGUCCUCCAACACAACACCUGAGGCCAAAAAACUGUCAACCCCCAACACCCAGCAGCACAUGGCCGGCGCUCGCUCUUCUCCACACCUGGGUCGCGGCAGUCAGGGGGAGUCCAGUCAGUGUUCGGACAUGUCCAGCUAUGAGGAGCCCCCCUCACCUCUGUCCGCCGCCAGUUCAGGGGCCCAGAGGCCCCCCGUUAAUGACCGGGGCUCAGAGCACGGGGAGAGGCACGACCACGACCACGAGCUCCCUCUCCUCAACCAGCCCUUCCUGCCCAGUGACCCCGCCAAAUGGAAUGUGGAGGACGUUUACGAGUUCAUCUGCUCCUUGCAAGGUUGCCAGGAGAUAGCGGACGAGUUUCGCUCGCAGGAGAUCGACGGCCAGGCUUUGCUCCUGCUGAAGGAGGACCACCUCAUGAGCACCAUGAACAUAAAGCUGGGGCCUGCACUGAAGAUCUUCGCCCGCAUCAGCAUGCUCAGAGACUCCUAGCCUCUCUCUCUCUCUCUUUCUUGUUCUCUCUUUGGAAGACCUCAGAUGACACAAGCACUCAAAACAAACUGGAAGAGUCCAAAGCCUCUGCACUGAUUGCCUGUUGAAACAUCUCCCCAAGGGCUUUGUAUGGUGAAGAACACUACCACACAUGAGCCACAGGUGAAUACAUCAAUACUGUAUUCGCAGGUCACCAUGGAACUGUUGUCCCCAAGAGAUUUGUCCUGUUUUUAACUGAAGUCAAUAGGGGAAUGGGUGGGUAAGGGGGGGGGACUGUUUCAGGACUAUGAGCCCAAGUGGUUUUGCCCUUUGCAUUGAUGAUGUUGGUAGGGGCAACAGGGUGGGCCAAACCAGUUUAAGGGGAAACAAAUCUGAAAUGUGAAUAGGUGUCAUUUCGGUUUAACUGGAACUGUGAACUCUGCAGCAUACUCAAGAAAAAAAAGUUACUUGUGUUUUUCAGUCCAGUAUGACUGACAUGCUGUUUAAGUGGUCUUUGCCUUGCAACCACCCCAAAGUGUCCCUUUUAAAUCAACUACAAGUAUCAGAAUUACAUUAUAAUGUUUAAGUAAAGGGAUGAACCCUUUAGAAUCCCAACAAUAACUAACUUUGAUUGCUUGUCCCAUUUGUAAUGGUAGUCGAAGAGUUUUAAAAUUGGCCUUGUUCUUCGUAAUCAGUGAUACAAGCUGUGUUUAAGUGAAGUGGUUGUGGCAGAUGUUUUUUAAAGGAGAAUUACUCUUAUCAUGAUGUGCCUAAUAUUUAUCUGAAUGCAUCCCAAAGAUUUCCUCAACCCUAAGCUCACAUUCACCAGCCAAUUCCAUAAACCCCAGAGAGGUUUAUGGGCCAAUCACUCUGCAGGGAUUAUAAAGGUAUAUGUAAAAGGCCUCUCACCUCAUCACAAGUGUUCAGUUUAGAAGACUGGACUUGUGACCAGUAAAUGUACAUAGUGUUGUUAGCUGUUCCUUGUUGCCAGGAUACACAGUGAUACUUACACGCUGGAAAAGGAUUACCAGGUUAGCGUUCCAGAAGCAGAUUCAACAGUGUUUUCUUCUCCACAGUAGUCCAAUGAGUUGGUGUGUUAUGUUGGCAUUGAUAGUUCAGUUGUAUGUACUUGUGUUUGAUGUUGAUCUCACACAUACAAGUAGUAGUUGGCCUGCAGCACCAAAAUGUCAUCAAGCACAUUUAUGUGACAAGUCUCAUUUUGUAUAUGAGGAAUAAAAGGUUUACAUAAAAAUACAA
This is a messenger RNA of Clupea harengus (Atlantic herring), 2561 nucleotides long. It is a transcript of the gene phc2a, whose product is annotated as polyhomeotic homolog 2a (Drosophila). Gene Ontology annotation, molecular function: histone binding; zinc ion binding; chromatin binding. Gene Ontology annotation, biological process: negative regulation of DNA-templated transcription. NCBI's taxonomy places the organism in Eukaryota, Metazoa, Chordata, Actinopteri, Clupeiformes, Clupeidae. The record is from RefSeq and is a predicted model, not a curated record. Gene Ontology annotation, cellular component: PRC1 complex; nucleus.